AUGGCGACCCUCCUUCGUCGCUCCUUGCGCAUAGCGCCUCGCACACUCACCCCACAAAUCACGGCCUACUCGAUCUCGACCAUGGAACACCAUACAGCAAAGCUUGACACAACCUUGACCAGCAAGAUCCAACACUUUCUUGACUCGUCCAACUUCGCCGUCGUCGCCAACUUCAAGGACUUCAAGCCAGCGCAGCCCAAGCCCAACUACCGGAUUGUGGAGUGGUACAUCAACCAUCAGCCCGACAAGGGCGUCACUGCCGUGCACAUAGACAAAAACAAUAACCCAGCAGUCCUGCCAGAGGGCAAGUCGUUGCUUCCCACUGUCGAAUCUUUUGAGAACCUUCAAUCCAAUGUUGCUGGAAUGAGCCCAUCGUCUUUGGAGAACACGAGCGUUAGCAUUGUUAUUAACGCCAAGGAAACGAUCAGAAUCCUCCGUCAAGCUAAAGACAUGAACGCCCGUGCGAUCUGGAUCCAGCCAGGUGCAAUGGGCGAGUACGGUAGCGAUGCUGGCACCCUCGACGCACGUCGGCAAAUCGAAGAGUUCAUCAGCACCUCCGGGUUGGCCGACCGUAUGAUCUGGGGUGGGCCGUGCGUAAUGGUGGAAGGGUUAGAGGUGUUGAGGAAGCGAGGACAGGGUCAGGCUAAGUUCUGA
Molecule: messenger RNA, 654 nt
Organism: Coniophora puteana RWD-64-598 SS2
Lineage: Eukaryota; Fungi; Basidiomycota; Agaricomycetes; Boletales; Coniophoraceae
Exons: 3
Coding region: 1-654 (217 amino acids)
Source: RefSeq, a predicted model, not a curated record